CUAGAAGGCCAUACUAGCUCUAUUACGACUGUAGCCUUCUCACAGGACAGGUCAUGGCUGGAAUAUACAUCCCACGAUCAGACUGUGCAGGUGUGGGAUGCCAGUACAGGAGCUGAGGUACAGAAGCUAGAGGGACAUAGUAGUUUUGUCAGUGUGGUGGCCUUCUCGCCUGACGCUUCACUGCUAGCGUCCACAUCCCAUGACCAGACCGUG
Cyphellophora europaea CBS 101466 is the source of this 213-nucleotide messenger RNA. RefSeq lists its product as uncharacterized. Gene Ontology annotation, molecular function: protein binding. The annotation marks the transcript as partial. The transcript has a single exon. The record is from RefSeq and is a predicted model, not a curated record. NCBI's taxonomy places the organism in Eukaryota, Fungi, Ascomycota, Eurotiomycetes, Chaetothyriales, Cyphellophoraceae.